AUGUUCCGAUCUGUCGGCUUGGGCUUGCCACCGUUACUACUAUUACAUGUAGUGCUUUUCAUCCAUGAUGCAAGUUGCUUCUCACAUGGAUCAUCGCGACGCCCGAGGAGAUUGCCUCUUGUUGUGCGACGACUGUCGUCGGAAACCUUGCCGAACGGCGGUGAUGGUCCAAUAUGGGCGACAUCGUAUGUGGAUGUGGACGAAGCAGAGGCGGCAGCCCAGAAACAGUACGAUAGGGAUCUGUUUGUCGUGGCUGGGAUACCACCGGUGGUAGCCUUUGCACUGUACAGCGAGGUAGCCCGUCAAGUGGCAAACGUAUUCGACAUGUUAGGCUUUAAGGGAACCAAUGUGGAUGGGAAUGCUUUCGCAACCGAUUUGCUUCGGCCAACCAUCAAUGGAGUAGUUGUCCCUGCGGCUGGAGUUGGACUGGGUACUCUUUUUGCAACCACUGUGAAUGUGCUGUGGAAUCGUCAAUUAACGCUGCGAUCCAUCAUCAACAAGGAAGUGUGUGAAUUGCGACUUCUUCGUCGAGCACUCUUUGGUUGUUUUGGCACGGCACAGCACAGCCAACGUCGAGCAAUUGCGCUUGGCCUUUUGCACAGCUAUGCACAGACACUCAUCUCGGAGACUCAAAUAGAUGGUAUAGAGCGACUGGAACACGUACAAAUGCAUGGAGGGAUAUCUAAGAGUGAGCUUGACGAGCUGGCAGAGAUGUUGCACGGCGUGGAUGGUGCAGCAGCGUCGCGGCAGAGCUCGGUUGCCAAGGCCAGUGAUCUGUUGGUCUCGCUCAGUGGUCAUCGGUCCGAAAGGGUGGCCACUACAUUAAGCGAUUUUCCCAGAAUUCACUGGGCCAUCUUGGUCCUCUUGUAUUGUGGCAUUGUCACCUCAUUCCUUCUGGACUCGAACCAGGAGGUGAACCAGUACCUCAACUCGCUCCAGUUGCAAGUCCUUUUCUCCAUCAUUGCAGGUGUAGGAAGCGGUGCAGCCAUGCUAUUGAAGGACCUGGAAGAUCCAUUCCAGGGCUCCUUCUGCAUAAACAUUACCGCCAAGCAACUCACUGCAUUUGACCAGCUCCUCGUAGCUGAUAUUGCCGAGGCUGAGGAGGAGUAUAAGCAAGUCGGGCGACCUGCGUUUAUGACCCUGGACCGUGAUCGACAACGUCCAAACUACAAUGCACAGAAUACAGUUUAUUUCCAUCUUUUGACCGGGCCUUUGGGAAACCAAAUUCGGAUCCUUGGUGAUCUGUUUGCGUGGACGUUUCGGCAGAUCACCAAGAGCUUGCCCCGCCUAAGAAAUUGGGUUCGGAGGGGGAGGGGGCCAAAAAAAGAAGUUCAAUAG
Messenger RNA from Seminavis robusta, 1338 nucleotides. The record is from the annotation of a GenBank genome assembly. NCBI's taxonomy places the organism in Eukaryota, Bacillariophyta, Bacillariophyceae, Naviculales, Naviculaceae.